Molecule: messenger RNA, 2244 nt
Organism: Lotus japonicus
Lineage: Eukaryota; Viridiplantae; Streptophyta; Magnoliopsida; Fabales; Fabaceae
Product: acetolactate synthase 1, chloroplastic-like
Exons: 1
Coding region: 64-2034 (656 amino acids)
Biological process (GO): L-valine biosynthetic process
Cellular component (GO): acetolactate synthase complex
Molecular function (GO): acetolactate synthase activity; flavin adenine dinucleotide binding; magnesium ion binding
Source: RefSeq, a predicted model, not a curated record
UAAAACAAUAGAAGUUUAAGGUUCAGGACCUGUGAUUUGAAACGUCUGUGCCUGCAACUCGAAAUGGCGGCGGCUCCAGCUGCAAAACUCGCGUUCACCACCGUGCCUUCACCGUCUUCACGUCCCCAGAAUCACGUUCUCAAAUUCACCAUCCCAUUUCCCUCAUACCCAAACAACUCCUCUCCUCAUUCCCGAUGCCGUUCUCUUCAAAUCUCCGCUUCCCUCUCAAAUCCCACCCCCACCGCCGCCUCAGCCUCCACCGCCGUCGCAACUGAAAAUUUCACCUCCCGAUUUUCCCUCGACGAGCCCCGCAAGGGUGCUGACAUCCUCGUCGAAGCCUUAGAGCGCCAAGGCGUGACAGAUGUAUUCGCCUACCCCGGCGGCGCGUCGAUGGAGAUCCACCAGGCCCUGACACGCUCCUCCACCAUCCGCAACGUCCUCCCCCGCCAUGAGCAGGGUGGAAUCUUCGCCGCCGAAGGCUACGCUCGCUCCUCCGGCCUUCCUGGUGUCUGCAUCGCCACCUCCGGCCCCGGCGCCACCAACCUCGUCAGUGGCCUCGCCGAUGCCUUGCUUGACAGCGUCCCCCUCAUCGCCAUCACCGGCCAAGUCCCCCGCCGCAUGAUCGGCACCGAUGCUUUUCAGGAAACCCCCAUCGUCGAGGUAACACGUUCCAUCACCAAGCACAAUUACCUUGUUCUAGAUAUAGAUGAUAUCCCUAGGAUUGUGAAUGAGGCUUUCUUCUUAGCAACUUCAGGUAGACCUGGUCCUGUGUUGAUUGAUAUACCUAAAGAUAUUCAGCAACAGCUUGCUGUUCCAAAUUGGGAUCAACCUAUUAAGCUACCUGGGUAUAUGGCUAGGUUACCUAGGUCACCCUCUGAUGCACUCUUAGAGCAGGUUGUGAGGUUGCUUUUGGAAUGUAAGAAACCUGUUCUCUAUGCUGGGGGUGGUAGUUUGAAUUCUAGUGAGGAAUUGAGGCGUUUCGUUGAGCUUACCGGGGUUCCUGUUGCUAGUACUUUGAUGGGUCUAGGUGCAUACCCCACUGCUGAUGAGAAUUCUCUCCAAAUGCUUGGUAUGCAUGGAACUGUAUAUGCUAAUUAUGCUGUGGACAAGAGUGAUCUUUUGCUUGCCUUUGGGGUGCGGUUCGAUGAUCGUGUCACGGGGAAGCUCGAGGCUUUUGCUAGCCGGGCUAAGAUUGUUCACAUUGACAUUGAUUCUGCUGAGAUUGGGAAGAACAAGCAGCCCCAUGUGUCGGUCUGCGCGGAUUUGAAGUUGGCUUUGAAAGGAAUUAAUCGUAUCUUGGAGAGCAGGGGAGUCAAGGGUAAACUUGAUUUUAGAGCUUGGAGAGAAGAGCUGAAUGAGCAGAAGCUCAGGUUUCCAUUGCAAUUCAAGACAUUUGAGGAAGCUAUUCCUCCACAGUAUGCCAUACAGGUUCUUGAUGAGCUCACCAAUGGAAAUGCUAUAAUUAGUACUGGGGUCGGGCAGCACCAGAUGUGGGCUGCUCAAUUUUACAAGUACAAGAGACCCAGACAGUGGUUAACAUCCAGUGGUCUUGGUGCGAUGGGGUUUGGAUUGCCUGCUGCUAUGGGAGCUGCUGUGGCUAACCCCGGUGAUGUUGUGGUUGACAUCGAUGGUGAUGGAAGUUUUAUGAUGAAUGUUCAGGAGCUGGCCACUAUAAAAGUGGAGAAUCUCCCUGUUAAGAUAUUGUUGUUGAACAAUCAACACUUGGGUAUGGUUGUUCAGUGGGAGGAUCGCUUCUAUAAAUCUAACAGAGCUCACACUUAUUUGGGAGACCCAUCCAAUGAGAAAGAAGUAUUCCCAAACAUGUUGAAGUUUGCAGAUGCUUGUGGUAUACCAGCAGCUCGUGUGACGAAGAAACAAGACCUUAGAGCAGCAAUUCAGAAAAUGCUCGAUACUCCUGGCCCCUACCUUCUCGAUGUCAUUGUACCGCACCAAGAGCAUGUUUUACCCAUGAUUCCAAGUAAUGGUACCUUUCAGGACGUGAUAACUGAGGGUGAUGGCAGGAGAAGUUACUGAUUUGCUGAGCCAAAUUUAUCUUGAUACUGGUUUUGUAUAAUAGUAAGCUAUCAUCUCCUAGUUUUUGUAUUAGUGUUGGCAAAUAAGACAGUGAAAUCAUUUUGUCACUGAAACUGAUUUUACUCUCUACCUCUUGUGUGGUUAUAUGAUGAUGUCCUUUCGGUAUAGGAUCUUAUGGUCAUUUUAAAUGUAUAAGACUCAUCUCGCUGA